Messenger RNA from Eimeria necatrix, 441 nucleotides. Its product is annotated as coatomer zeta-2 subunit, putative. The transcript has 2 exons. NCBI's taxonomy places the organism in Eukaryota, Apicomplexa, Conoidasida, Eucoccidiorida, Eimeriidae. The record is from RefSeq and is a predicted model, not a curated record. The coding region runs from base 1 to 441 and encodes 146 amino acids.
AUGGAUACUCCACUGCGGCUGACGUGUAUCUGCAUCCUUGACUCCAAUGGGGAGCGCAUCUGCGCUCAGUAUCCCACAAGGGCUCCUCCUUCUUUGGGCCCUCCAUGCCCUUACAGAGACUUCGACAGCCAACGGAAAUUUGAAGGUCUCCUUCACCAGGGUCUCAUGAAUAUCAGGGGCAGAACAGAUGCUGAGGCGCUACAGGUAGAGGGGGAGAUAGCUGUGGGCCUGGAUGUAGGGGACGUGUCAAUUUUCGCCGUUUCUCCCGAGUCCUCUGCCAACGAGCUGCUGCUGCUUGAAGUAGUAGAGGCCCUCAGAUCUGUCUUAAGCUCGAUCUGCAAGUACGUGACGGACUUAUCUUGUGCUGUAGCUACGUCUGCUGCCCUCGUUGGGUCUUACGGUUCUGGUGGUGGAACGGGUGGCGGCUCGCAGCAGCAGUAG